UCUUUUAUCUUUUCGGCAGUUUCUUGAUUUGACAAAUGUCAACAGUGUUACCGUUAUUGGUCUCAGGUAUUAAAAAUGACUAAAAUAACGAUAUGUGGAUUUUACUGCGAUUCACUCCUGUGUCUGGGAUAGUUUGACAAUUGCCUAACAUUUCCGGGUCAGCUUAUAAUCACGUGAAAUACAUUUGACAGCAUUACUAACUGCGGAACUGUGAAUAGCUACCUUAGCUAACCUAUCUGAAAUACCGUUUACUGAUACAAGUACACCUGGAAGGUGUAAAACAUGGACGAAGAUGGACUGCCCAUAGUUGGAUCGGGAAUAGAUUUAACAAAGGUACCAGCUAUCCAGCAGAAGAGAAUCGUUGCCUUUCUCAACCAGUUUAUUGUGCACACUGUCCGAUUCCUUAACCGAUUCUCCACCGUCUGCGAAGAGAAACUGGCCAACGUAUCCCUUCGUAUUCAGAAAAUUGAAACCACUCUCAGUAUUUUGGAAGCAAAGCUGUCCUCCAUUCCUGGUCUGGAAGAUGUGAGAAUAGAAGCGGUAGGACCAGCUGUAGACUCCAACGGUCCAGCGAUGGUAACCAGCCAGUCGCAGAUUCCUGCAGCUACGUCUCCUCCUGAGGAGACACCAGACCAGCAGAGAGCAGAAGCAGUCACAGAGAACAUCCCAACUGUGUCUACAGACCCGCGUUAUGCCAGAUACCUGAAAAUGGUGCAAGUGGGUGUUCCAGUAAUGGCUAUAAAAAACAAGAUGAUCAAUGAUGGCUUGGAUCCCAGCCUACUGGACACUCCCAAUGCACUCGUGCCUGAUGUGGGGAAGAAGGAUGGGGAUGAUGACAGCUCCAGCGGCGAAUCAUCUUUCAGCGACUGACUCCUCUUGUGCCUUAGCAACGAAUCAUCGCUUGGCGACUGACCCCUCCCAGAAAGAGUUAGAGUGACACUACAGCCUUACAGUGAGAGCCUUACAGUGAGUGCAGUGUACAUGAGUGGCAGAAGAGGAAAGAAGGGGAGGAGAAUAGGAAGUCCUGCCUCAGUUCAUUACUCUGGUCAGGAUUUGGUCUAUCAAAGAACAUCUUAAAGUACAAGCUUUUAUCGCCUGAAAUGUGAAAUGGCUUUUAGCUGAGCAAGAAAGAGAUCAGACUAAUGUGAAAAGACCUCAAAAGAACUAUUUGCACUUUUAUGUCUGUCAGCUCUUGAUUUUUUCCCUUAUUGAUGUAAUGACAUUGCGAUUUGCCAAAUGCUCAACUGUAUGUGGUAAGCAAUUUACCAUAUAUAAUAACAAUAAUGUACAAAGAUGUAAUAUAGAUGCAUAAUAAAGACUCCCUACUCAGUACAAAGUAA
Messenger RNA from Conger conger (European conger), 1340 nucleotides. It is a transcript of the gene washc3, whose product is annotated as WASH complex subunit 3. The coding region runs from base 283 to 870 and encodes 195 amino acids. The transcript is spliced from 7 exons. Gene Ontology annotation, cellular component: WASH complex. The record is from RefSeq and is a predicted model, not a curated record. Lineage: Eukaryota; Metazoa; Chordata; Actinopteri; Anguilliformes; Congridae. Gene Ontology annotation, biological process: actin filament polymerization; exocytosis.